This is a messenger RNA of Cyprinodon tularosa, 561 nucleotides long. RefSeq names its product chromosome unknown C19orf53 homolog (gene cunh19orf53). Bases 69 to 347 code for a protein of 92 amino acids. The transcript is spliced from 3 exons. The record is from RefSeq and is a predicted model, not a curated record. Lineage: Eukaryota; Metazoa; Chordata; Actinopteri; Cyprinodontiformes; Cyprinodontidae.
GAUCAACUCGGACUUUAACCGCCUGAAUGGUAUGACGAAGAAACAGUCAGUAUUCGUUCUCAGUAGAAAUGGCUCAAGGCUCAAAGAAAUUCAAGGCUCAGCGUCCCGGAGCCCCAAAGAAACACCAACAAAACAAACCGAAGGGGCCAAAGAAAGGAGGAAGGGUUAUCGCGCCUAAAAAGGCCCAAGUGGUUCAGCAACAAAAGCUAAAGAAGGGCCUGGAGGUUGCCAUCAGAAACAAGAUUGAGCAGGAGGUGACCCAGAAGGCCAGUUCCUCCCUCCAUAAGCCUCUGACUGUGGUUAAAGGGGCUGAGGGGAAAGGAAAGCCUGGAACCAGCACCAAAUAGGACCAUCGCAGACCUGGAUCCCAUCAGCUUCAGGUUGUGGACUGAGGACUUUAUAUAAACCUCUGUUUGGGUCGCCGGCGGAUUGGUGGAAGCCUGAUUUUCAGUUUUUGUUUUAUCUUCAGGUUGUUUCUCUCCUCUUUCAGGGAAGUGUUUUUCUUUGUACAGUGAAAUAAACUGUUCCCAUUCCAGAUGAGUGAACGUUUGCCGAAACCAA